Molecule: messenger RNA, 873 nt
Organism: Phaeoacremonium minimum UCRPA7
Lineage: Eukaryota; Fungi; Ascomycota; Sordariomycetes; Togniniales; Togniniaceae
Product: putative 3-hydroxyacyl- dehydrogenase protein
Exons: 1
Coding region: 1-873 (290 amino acids)
Biological process (GO): fatty acid metabolic process
Molecular function (GO): oxidoreductase activity, acting on the CH-OH group of donors, NAD or NADP as acceptor; NAD+ binding
Source: RefSeq, a predicted model, not a curated record
AUGUGGGCAUCAACCUCUCGGCCGGUGGUUCUGUAUGACGAGUCGCCCGAAGUACUCACAUCGGCUAUCCAAUACAUCUCCGAUACACUUGGAUCCUACUGUUUCGAGCAGUCUACUCACCCCGGUCAUGUCGGUACCUCUGACAGUCUUACCUCUGCCUGCAGCAGCCAACCCUGGAUGGUCAUUGAGGCGCUCCCUGAAGAACUUGACGUGAAGCGGAAAGUUCUCGCCGAGGUUGAGUCGCUGGUCACAGAAGACUGUAUCCUAGCCAGCAAUAGCAGCAGCUUCCGCACAGCGGAGAUGCUGGCUACCCCAGACAAGCCCGGGGUUAAAGACGCAAGCCGCCUACUGAAUACACAUCAUUACAUCCCGCCUCGCAAUCGAAUGGUGGAGCUGAUGUCCUCGGGGUCGACAGCCGAGACCAUCUUCCCAUUUCUGUCCGCCCAGAUGACAUCAGUAGGCUUGCGUCCCAUGGUCCUGCCCAACCACGUGCAGAGCACGGGGCUGGUGUUUAAUCGUAUCUGGGCUGCAAUCAAACGAGAAACGCUCGCGGUACUAGAAGAAGGUGUCUCCAAGCCCGCAGAUGUCGAUGAGCUGUUUCGAGACUUCUUCCACGCCGAGAAGGGCCCGUGCGAGAAGAUGGACGAGAUUGGACUUGACACCAUUCACAAAGUCGAGGCGCACUAUUUAGAACAGAAGCCAGAGCUGCACAGUGAGAACCAGCUGGAGUGGCUGGGGAAGAAAUAUAUGGAUAAGCGCAACUUGGGAGAGAAGAGUGGCAACGGCCUAUUCAGUGCCGAGGAGAGGACCGAGCUGGCAGCACGUAGGGCGCGGGAGAAGCGUAAGAUCGUGGAGGAGAGCAGAGGUGCAUAG